Argiope bruennichi is the source of this 2305-nucleotide messenger RNA. RefSeq lists its product as uncharacterized. The record is from RefSeq and is a predicted model, not a curated record. Lineage: Eukaryota; Metazoa; Arthropoda; Arachnida; Araneae; Araneidae. The transcript has 16 exons. Bases 328 to 2121 code for a protein of 597 amino acids.
UGUUUAUAAUGAUCAAUAACUGGGCUUCAUCGUUUUAUCAACGUAUAUAAAGUUAUAACUAUUGCAGCCUGUAUCUAAUUUUUGUGAUUCAUUUGUGUUCAUACUCGUAUUCAAAGGCUGAUUUCAUUUUUUUUAGUUAUAAUCGUGAAUUAUCAAUUAUUUGGUGAUAAUACUGUUUACUGUUGCACGAAAAAUCUGAUAAUGAAGACAGAUAUUUGACAGUAUGUGUCGCUAUAUCGUUCUUUUUCUUUUUGUUGUUGGUCGGAAUGUGUAACCCAUUUUAAGGAAAAAAAAAUUUAUUUUGUUUUGAUUUACAUCGAAUAAAGAAUGACUGCCAUAAUGCAAACCCUUCAACUUAUUGGAGUUUUAAUAUUGUGUUCUCACUUUUGUCAUGGUCAAGGUAUCAUUGGAAAACCAAAAUUUCCUCCUGUUUUUCAAGCAGAAGUGCAAGGCAUUUUUAAAGAUGUGAAAAAGGAGUUGAGUGGUACUUUGUACUACGACAGCAUAAACAGAAGAGGAUCUUUCCAUUUCACGUCUGAGGGUGUUACUACACGAUCCAUUUACAGAUUCGAUGAUAAUGAACUGCUCCAAAUUAACGGUACCGAUUGUACUGUUUCCAGCAUCAAGACUGAUUCUGUCAAUAGAUUCUUCCCAUUUUUUAUCGAUCAAUAUGGAAAAACAGUAUUAGCAAAACCAGAAGAACUGUUCUUUUUUACAGAUUCGACUUUCGUUAGUGAGGGGUCUGAUUUUCCUUCGUAUGUGUACAAGGGGAAGUUGAAUUCUCCAUUUUAUAAUGGUCCCAACUGUGAAGUUACCCAUAUUUUUACAAAACCGGAGCUGAAGGUUCCAGAUUGUGAAAGCAAUGUUUGCGAACCCACACUUGCUGCCAUAUUGAUUAAAUGUUUGAAUGAAGAUGGAAGCGUGAAAAUCGAAACAACAUACGAUUUCUAUCGAUUCAAAUCUAACAUUAUUGAUACAAACGUAUUCCUGCCACCUUCUGGAAUUUUUUGCCAUGUGACGAGUAAAAACAAGUUUCCAGGUCUACCAGAUUAUUUCAGCUUCUCUUAUGAUGUCACUGACGAUCGGAAUUCCCGUGUGCUUACUGUUCACAAAAAGGUUUGGUAUGACACCAAGAUGAAUGUCCUUAGAACGGAUGAAUUCGAUGCUGAAGGAGUACCAAUUGUAUCUAGAGUUUUCGAUGUGAAUAGUGGUGUAGCGUAUACUUCAAGAGCCAGUUUAUCGACCUGUGAAACGGGUCUCAUCAGCAACGAAGUUGUGCCUGUGGAUGAAAUUGCAAAACUACCAAAAGUGUUUUUCCAGGACAAAAAUGCACUAAGCAAAGCUGUAUGGGUCGGAACUAGACGUAUUCAUGGGCAGAAAUAUGAAGAAUGGAGUCUCUUAUCUGACAAUAAACAGGCAACCACAAGAAUUGUCCAGGAUUUUUAUUUUAAAAAGAGUAUACCCAAACCAGGUGUAUCUGAAAUAGUAAAGCUUUCUCACGCUGAAGUCUAUUCGUAUCAAAAAAGUAUAUCUGAACAGCCAGUGUUCACCUACUUACCGGUCAAUAAUUUCAUAGACAGGUCCAGAUGGGAAGCGUUCGAUGUAUCAGCUUGUUUCGCAAAUGAGCAAAAGAGAAGAUUUAAGUUAAAGGUGGAAGGUCCUCCAACAGCGAAAGAUAGUAAAUUAUUUCAAGAAAUUCUAAACCAGUUGUAUGUGAAUUUGAUUCGAGCAACCAAUAUAUCUGCUAUUAGACUGAAUGACUUAGCUUGCGGGUUCGAUGGUGUAAGAAUUGUUGAAUUCAGUGGCUUGCUGCUAGAUAAGCCCAAAGUUAUAAAUUCUGAUGCGGGAAAAUCUGAAUUAGACUUGAAUGAAGCGUAUAGAAUGAUUGACUAUUUAGCCAAAGAUAGGAAAUUAUCUUUGAGAAUAAGCAAGGACGGACAGAUUGUCGAUUAUAAAAUAACUUCAAUUGAAGACAUCAAACCAGAAGAAGAGGAAGACAAGAAUUUAUAUUCAGGAGCUUUUAUUGCUGGAGUUACUUUCGGGUGCCUCGCUUUUGGAUGUAUUUUAGGAAUGUUUGCCUACUCUGAAUCAAAGAGAUUGGAAGACAUGUACAAGAAAUAAUAAAGAAAUUCUGAGUUUCUAAACUAUAUUCUUUAAUACUUGCCUAUAUUUUACAAAGCAUAUUUCCUUUAAAACGGCAGAGUUGUUAUUUUAUACCAUGAUGAAAUCAAUAAUUUGUGUAACCUGUUAUUAUACCUAUUUAAGUGAAAAUUAUAAAUAAAAAUAUCUAUGGUUUUGUUUGUUA